Molecule: messenger RNA, 2890 nt
Organism: Pseudogymnoascus destructans
Lineage: Eukaryota; Fungi; Ascomycota; Leotiomycetes; Thelebolales; Thelebolaceae
Exons: 6
Coding region: 45-1616 (523 amino acids)
Source: RefSeq, a predicted model, not a curated record
CACGAAAUCCCCAAUCGUUUCUUCUCUUCUUCAACAAUCUUAUAAUGGAGGAUCCAGAUAAAAUAAUGCCGUCCGAGACGGAAUUCCCAGUGCCGCCGACGUAUGAGAAGGCCGAUGAGAUCCAAGAGUUCGACGCGUCGGGACAGCUGGUCACAACCGUGACGGUGCUCCGCGGGAGCCUCGUCAAGUACGUUGGGUAUUCUUACGGGGAUUCUUCGUUAUUGCCCCCUGAGUACCUGGCCAAGUACCCGGAGAGUCGCGUUUAUGUAUCUAUCCCAACGAGGUCGCACUCAUGGGCGAAGAGUUUCAUGGAGAUAUUCCUACCAGCUGGGUAUCCCAAUAGUGUCACAGAGGACUAUAUGGAAUAUCAGAUCUAUGACUCGCUCCAAGCGUUCUCAAGCUCCAUAGCCGGCCUCAUCGCCUCCCGCGCUGUCCUUGAAGGCGUUGGAGUCGGCGACGCCACCGCCUCCCCAACAACCGCCCUCCUCCUCUCCGUCCUCCAAGAUUCCACCGGCCGCAUUGCCACCAUAUUCUUCGCCGCGCGCCUCGGCCUCUCCCUCGAGCCCGAGUGCAAGCGCUGGCGCCUCGUCGCCGACAUCUUCAACGACGCCGCCAUGAUCCUCGACUGCCUCUCCCCGGCCUUCCCCAAGCCGCUGCGCGUCAGCCUGCUCAGCGCAUCCGCUGCUUUGCGCGCCCUCUGCGGCGUCGCCGCCGGCUCUGCAAAGGCAAGUCUGAGCGCGCACUUUGCUAAGAGUGGUAAUCUGGGCGAGCUGAACGCUAAAGACUCCUCCCAAGAAACCAUCAUCUCCCUCCUCGGCAUGCUCGUCGGCACCGCCCUAAUCCCGUACCUCACCACCCCCCUCCAAACCUGGACCGCCCUCCUCCUCCUCCUCUCCAUCCACCUAACCACCAACUACUUCGCCGUCCGCGCCGUCAGCAUGCGCACUCUAAACCGCCAACGCGCCUCCCUCCUCCUCCGCCCCCUCCUCUCCCCACCCAUCAGCCCCGCCCCUCUCCCUGCCCUCCCUCCAAACCCCAUUGCCAGUCCCUUACAGAUCUCACAACUAGAAACCAUAAUCCACCUCGACCCCUCCUCACUGCACGAUCCAAACCCAGCACACGCCUCCUUCGUCCCCCUCGCCACCGUCCUCUCCCACGCCUCGCGCGGCCCGAACCCAAUAAGGCCACACAUCCUCCUCAGCAUCUUCGCCGCGGAAUCCUACAUCCUCUACUUCGACCGAUACACCCGUCACGCGUUCAUAGCGCUCAAAUCGUCCGCCACAGCGUCGACGGCCUUGCGCUCCUGGUUCUGCGCCAUGGAGUGCGCGCACAUGGACGACGGUGCGUGGGCGGGCGGAUGGAGCGGUGGGCAUUCGUGGGAGCCUAUGCGUGGGGGUAAGGAGGGCGCGGAUUCCGCGGCGCUGGGGGGGUGCGUGAAGCGCGUGGCGAGGGUGUGGCCGGUGAUUGAGGAGGGGUUGAGGGGGGAGGGGUGGGAUGUUGGUACUAAUGCGCUUGAGACGAGGGCGGGGACGCGGUUUAGUGUUGUGGGGGGGAGGAGAGGGAGAAGUGGGAGUGGUGGCAGGAGUGGGUGGUGGAAAAGAGGGAAACGCGGUUGAUGGAGAGUAGGACGAAGGAGAAGAAGGGGGAGGAGGUUAAGAAAGAUAUGGUGCUGUCGCCGGCGCCGUGGUCUAUCUUUGGGGCUUUGGGCAGGAGAAGCAAGAGUUCGGAAACUAUGUUGCUGGUUCAAUCACCUAUAAAGGAAAUAGCGAGCGAGGCACCUAGCGAGGCAACAAUAACCUCAACAACAUCACCCGCCUCAGAAGCCGGCUCAUAUACACACCGAGGAAAACACCGCCUACGGAAAUGGCUCUCCUCCACCCUCCUCGGAAGUCAAGCGCCACGCGGAAGGGAAGACAGGAACAGUGACGCGUCUUCCUCCUGGAAUGAAAGACCAUCGACCGAGAAACCCUCCCACGACGUCCUCUCCGAGAAAGCAGCUCUAGAAGCAGCAGCGACUGUCAAACCCUCCCCCUCCUCCGUCCUCUCCGAGAAAGCAGCGCUAGAAGCAGCAGCAGCAGAAGCCCGGAACCACGCCGGCAGCUCAUCCGAACCCCCCCCGCCCUAUUCCGAACACUCCACGAAGGAAACCGUGGAUGAGGGAGGCGAGAGCACUGGAAACACCGAGUGAGAUAAAAAGGCUAGAACGGCCUAGGGAAAGAGCGACUGACGUAAAGGGGCUAGAACGGCCCAGGGAAAGAGCGUUGGAAGAGGGUAGGGACACAUAUAUCCCGAGGGAAGGUGCGACUGGGGAUGUAGAUCCGUUUUCUGGGAAGGAGCGAAGGGUAGGGUAGGUAGGGAAGGAGCGACUGAGGAAGUAGAUGAGUUUUCUGGGGAAAAGCGAAAGGUAGAGAAGGUAGGGAAGGAGCGACUAGGAGAGUAGAUGAUGUCUUGCUGGGAAGGAGCGACUGGGGGGAAGUAGGGUGGGUUUAUUUUGUGGGAAGGAGCGAUUGAAGGAUAUGGAGUUCAGGUCCUUGGGCGCGCAUUUUGGGGGGUUUUAAAAGGGUCAAAUGGGAUGGGUAUGGGUAUGGAUAUACGGAUAGAUGAGAUCAAUGAGAUAAAUGAAUGACACGUAUGCAUAGACGCGUUGUAGUUCGCGCGUCUUCUGCCUGUUAUAUGGGUGUCUGCCUGCCUAUAUGCCCAUCUACCUACGUGCCUACUGCCUCCAAACCCUCUAUUGCACCUUCCCUACUUUUCCCACCCCUCGCUCCUUCCCAGAGUACUCACUCCUUAAUCGCACCUUCCCUCAAGUGUGGCCUGCUGUGUUGUUCCUCACCCCCUCACCUCCCCACAGUCCUCGCAUUUCUCACAAUCAGACACGAGAGACGAGAGU